AACGAUCGAUUGAGUUUAACUACCGUGGUUAGGUGUAUCGUCUCUAAAUAGGAGGUAGGCAAGUUAUACACACUGAAGUAGUAUGGUAACUACGAUUCACGAACGGAAAUUAGUUUUUACUGUUCGAUUAAGGAAUUCGAUAUUAACGAUACGCGUAACGAUGUCGUCUAAGCCGAAACAAGAUUUACCGGCAGAAGAAGAAACAGAGGAAGACUUCAUGACAAGAAUAACUCAACCUAGAAUAUGGACAGUCUUCAAAUCAGAAUUCAUUUUUCAAGUAUUUGUUGACGAGCGAUUCGACGAAGUCUUAGAUAUGUUUAAAAAUAAUUAUAUUUACGAAGAAUCACUGUGCAAUAAUAACACAUUGUCAUCAGAUCAAGAUUCAGUUGAUCAAUUUUUAUAUUUGAUCAAACAUUGGAUUUCGGAUACUCUAUCAUCAAUCGUAAUUGAAAAAAGCUCCGGGAAAUGUAUUGGAAUAAUUGUCUGCAGAUUUUGUUCGAUUGAAGAUAACUCAUUAGAGUUUAGCAGAUUGAGAUUGUACGAAGGAGAAAAAUGGAAUAUAAUACAGAAUUUCAAAAACUACUUGAGCCAAAAAGUUGACAUUUACAAAUAUUACAAAACUGUAGCAUUCUUCAGAGUUUAUGCUUGGUUUAUUCUUCCUCCGUAUAGAGGUCAAGGACUGGGUAAAAAACUGUUGGAGUGCGUAAUCAAUCAGCAGUUACCUGAAAUGGUGCAUCUGGGGUGCAACGUGAUAUCAGGAAUAUUCACUAACAAAAAGAGUCAAGGAAUAGCGAACUCUUUGGGUCUGAAAACUUUGUACGAGGCUAAUUACCCCGAGUGGGCUAAUCAAAACAACGUCGUGUUGAAUAAAAACGUUAAAGCUGAAAAUACAACAGCCAGUGUGAUGGCUUGUCAAAUAAAUGAGAAGCAAACUCUGCAGUCAUGAUGCUAUAUUCGAUGAACCCGUCAUUAUUCGGAUAUAAUAGUAGUCUUUGAUUUAAUCAGUUUAUUUAAUUGGUUUUCGAUUUUGUUUGAUUUAAUUUAUUUAAUCGCGACUAGAGAUGAAUAAAUGUUUAAAAUGGAUUUGAAUUAUAAUUAUUUUUAAUUUACACGUUCAACAAAUGAUUCUAAUGCGAAUAUACACGGGUAAAUAGUGAUUAUUUGUUUAAUUUAAUCAGAAUAUGACAUGCAAUCAUAUUAUACUAUAGCUAAUAUUUGUAUUAUUACGUUCAAGUGACCACGAACAAUAGGUCGUAGGUAUUAACCAACAUUUGAAAAUAAAAAGCUAUAUAUACCUAAAUAAAAAAUAUCUAUAGGUAUAUAAAAUAAAAUACUCAAACAUCAACACAAAGGCCAAAUUGCUGAAAGCUGAGUCUAGAAACUCGUAAUUUUGCUUAUGAGGUCCCUUAUAUAAAACGUCAAAGUCGGUUGGAAAAUGUUUUAAACGGGAUAAAAAUCCCGAAACGUAGUAUAAUAAGAAUCUAUAAAAUAAUUAAUUGAAUGAAACGUAAUUGGUAGAUUUUUAAAAAUCAAUCUCAAUUCCUAAGGGCAGAGAUUCCCAAACGUUGGAUCCUGGCUUGUAAUCCAAUACCGGGUCGUAAUUAUAUUUUUGGUGAUUCACCAAACAUGCUCACCCCUCUUUUUAAUUUAAUAAUGAAUUCAUUCAAAUUCCAAUUUUUGGAGUUUUUAAAUAUGUUUUAUGACCAUAUUUAAAAAUUCUUGAGAUCUUUUUUUUACUGCUUAAGGGGCGUUAGUAAUUUCUGUUUUUCA
Molecule: messenger RNA, 1770 nt
Organism: Acyrthosiphon pisum (pea aphid)
Lineage: Eukaryota; Metazoa; Arthropoda; Insecta; Hemiptera; Aphididae
Exons: 4
Coding region: 83-946 (287 amino acids)
Molecular function (GO): N-acetyltransferase activity
Source: RefSeq, a predicted model, not a curated record